Balaenoptera ricei (Rice's whale) is the source of this 6911-nucleotide messenger RNA. It is a transcript of the gene TRIOBP, whose product is annotated as TRIO and F-actin binding protein. Gene Ontology annotation, molecular function: actin filament binding. Lineage: Eukaryota; Metazoa; Chordata; Mammalia; Artiodactyla; Balaenopteridae. The transcript is spliced from 23 exons. The coding region runs from base 1 to 6213 and encodes 2070 amino acids. Gene Ontology annotation, cellular component: actin cytoskeleton. The record is from RefSeq and is a predicted model, not a curated record. Gene Ontology annotation, biological process: positive regulation of substrate adhesion-dependent cell spreading; actin filament organization.
AUGGAGGGGGUGGCUGGGAAUGCCCCCUGUGAACACUUUGAAGCUAAUGUGCUUGCCCAGAGAUGCUGUCAAAACUGCUUCCACCCUGAGGAGGUCCACAGAGCAAGGCAUCAGGAGCCCGGGAGCCCUCCAAGUGCUGAGGCGCCCUACUGCGACCUGCCCCGCCGCCCGGCCGCCCCUGAGGACCCGCUCCGUGCCUCGACCUCCAACUGCCAGUCUGUGGUGGGUUCAGGCCUUGGGCCAGGGCCUGAGAGGGGCCCAUCAGCAGGGCUCCCUGCAGAGGGCCUCACAGCCACCCCCAGGAGCCAGGAACCCGAGGCAGCACCCUACCUGGAGGGCCUGGCCUCCUCCCUGUGCGGCAGCUUCAACGAGAGCCCUGACUCUGGCACCAGCUCCAGCCCUGACUGCGAAGCCCCUGAUGAUACCAGCGACUCGUCCUCCGUGGACUGGGACACUGUUGAGAGGCAAGAGGAGGCCCCCAGUGGGGACAAGUUCACCGUGAUGAUCCCACGGAAGCCACAGGAGGGGCCAAGGGCUGACAGCGCCCGAAGGGCUCCUCCUCUCCUCACCCGGUCCCCUGUAGGAGGAGACACUGCAGGCCAGAGAAAGGAGGGCUCUGGUGGUGGGAACCGAAGCGCCGGACAGCACUGGGCGAAGCUCCGGGGAGAAAGCGGGUACUUCUCCUUGGAGCGGCACCGGUCGGUGCUGACCCCAGCCCCUCCCACGACACCACAGAGCAGUCCUCAAAGUGCCACCCCCCAGGCUUCCUCUCUCCAUCGCUCUGCCCAAAGGGACGUUGCCCAGACUGCUUCCACACAACUCGAUACCUCCCGAGCCUCCUCUCCCCCAAGAGUCGCUCAACGGGACACCCCCAGAACCUCGUCCACCCAGCAGGACACCCCCAAGACCUCUUCCACGCAACAGAACACCCCCAGAUCAUCCUCUCCCUCGAGAGUCGCCCAACGGGACACCCCCAGAACCUCAUCCACCCAACAGGACACCCCCAAGACCUCUUCCACGCAACAGAACACCCCCAGAUCAUCCUCUCCCUCAAGAGUCGCCCAGCGGGACAACCCCAGAACCUCGUCCACCCAGCAGGACACCCCCAGGACCUCUUCCACACAGCGGAACACCCCCAGAGCAUCUUCUCCCUCAAGAGUCGCCCAACAGGACACCCCCAGAACCUCGUCCACCCAGCAGGACACCCCCAGGACCUCUUCCACACAGCGGAACACCCCCAGAUCAUCCUCCCCCUCAAGAGUCGCCCAGCGGGACACCCCCAGAACCUCGUCCACCCAGCAGGACAACCCCAGGACCUCUUCCACACAGCGGAACACCCCCAGAUCAUCCUCUCCCUCAAGAGUCGCCCAACGGGACACCCCCAGAACCUCGUCCACCCAACGAAAUAAUCCUCAAGUUUCCUUUCCCCCCAGAGCCACCCAACAAGACAACUCCAGAGCCUCUUCUACCCAACAGGACAGCCCUCAAGCUCCUGUUCCUACUGGUACUCCCCAGUGGGGCAACCCCAGACCUUCUUGUAUUCAACAGAACACUCCCAGAACCUCUUCUACCCAAAGGGACAACCCCAAAACCUCUUGUGCCCAAUGGGACAAUCCCAAAUCCUCGUCCUCACGGCGGGAAAACCCCAGAAGCUCCUCCUCUCAGGGCUGCACCCAACGGGACAAUCCCGGACCUUCCUCUCCCCAUCGUUCCUCUCAGCGGAACAAUCCCAGGAAUUCCUCUCCCCAUCGUACUAACAAAGACAUUCCAUGGGCCUCCUUUCCCCUCCGGCCAACCCAGGGUGAUGGCCCCCGAACCUCUUCCCCAUCUCGCUCCAAGCAAAGUGAGGUUCCCUGGGCAUCCAUUGCCCUCCGGCCAACCCAAAGCGACAGGCCUCAGACCUCAUCUCCCAUCAGAUCAGCUCAGCGUGACUCACCCAAGUCCUCCUCCAGCCCCACCCAGCACAACUCACCAUCCCGGGCCACUUCCUCCUCCCAUUACCCAGGCCACCACAGUGCCUCCCGAACCUCCUCGCCUCUGCACCCUGCUACCCGCGGUGCACUCCAGACCUCUCCGGAGCCCUGCCAGCCUCCCUGCGCUGUGUGCAUUGGGCACCGGGAUGCCCCUCGAGCCUCCUCGCCUCCUCGCUAUUUGCAACAUGACCCCUUUCCCUUUUUCCCAGACCCCCACGCAUCUGAGAGUGAAUCGCCCCACCAUGACCCCCCCUAUAUGCCCCCAGCCGUAUGCAUUGGACACCGGGAUGCCCCUCGGGCUUCCUCACCCCCCCGCCACACCCAAUUUGACCCCUUUCCCUUCCUCCCAGAGACGUCAGAUGCUGAGGACCAGUCGCCCCAGCAUGAGCCUCCUCAGUUCCCCCCACCUGUGUGUAUCGGGUACCGCGAUGCACCCCGGGCCUCCUCCCCGCCGCGCCAAGCCCCAGAGCCCUCCCUCUUGUUCCAGGAUCUCCCCAGGGCCAGCACCGAGAGCCUUGUCCCCUCCACAGACUCUCUGCACGAGCGCCUCCACAUGCCCAGCCCUGUAUGCAUUGGGCACCGCGAUGCACCCUCCUUCUCGUCCCCACCCCGCCAGGCCCCCGAGCCCUCCCUCUUCUUCCAGGACCCCACUGGGACUAGUAUGGAGAGCCUGGCCCCCUCCACCGACUCUCUGCGUGGCUCCCCAGUGCUGCCCCCUCAAGUGUGCAUAGGGCACCGGGAUGCCCCUCGAGCCUCCUCCCCACCCCGCCACCCGCCCAGUGACCUAGCGCUCCUGGCACCCUCACCUCCGCCAGGCAGCUCGGGGGGCUCCCGGAGCUCGGCACCCCCGGGUGAGACCAGGCACAACUUGGAGAGGGAGGAAUACACCGUGCUGGCCGACCUGCCCCCACCCAGGAGGCUGGCGCAGAGGGAGCCAGGGCCCCAGUGCAGCAACGGGGGCCGCACCCGCAGCCCUGGCCGUGCAGAGGUGGAGCGCCUCUUCGGGCAAGAGCGCAGGAAGUCCGAGGCACCGGGGGCCUUCCAGACCCGGGAUGAGGGGCGGUUGCGGCGGCCCAGCCAAGUUCAGAGCCAACCUCUCCGAAGACAGUCCAGCCCUGCCCUCAGCAGGGAGGUAACCAAGCCCCUCGCGAAGCAGGCAGAACCGGCCCGGCGGAGCAGAGCAGAGCCCCCUCAUCCCAGGAGCCCCGAGAGGCGGCCUGAGGGGGAACGGCGGCUCCAGGGGUCCUCGCCGCCCCCGAGGACGUCAGCCAGGACUCCUGAGAGGGAGCAGCGGACAGAGAGACCUCUGGAAAGUGGCCGGGCGGGCCCAAGACAGCCUCUGGGAGGGUGGCGGAGUCAGGAGGAGCCGCUAGGAUCCGGGGACCCACACAGACACGUGGAGAGAGGCUGGGGCAGGCAGGAGGAGGGCCCAGGCCCGGGGGGCUGGCUAGGACUUGGGGGGCCCAGCCGGGGGGCUGCCAGAGCCCUAGAGGAAACAUGGAGGGGCCCUCCCAGGGAGUCUGAGGAGAGCUGGAAGCUGCUGGGCGGCCCCCCCUGCCACAGGGGGCAGUCAGAGGCCUGGGAGGAACCCCCCAGGGGUGGGCCAUGGGAGCCCCCUGACAGGCCAGCUCAGCGGGGCUGGGGCAGCCUGCAGGAGCUGUCUAGUCCUCACCAGCCUUUGAGGCCCCCAGAGAACUCCAGGGCAGGCCCAGGAGAGUUCUCGAAACCCCGGAGGCCUGAGACACCCCCCGCCAUGGGCUGGGGGGCUGAGGGAGCCUGUCCACACCUGCACGGCCCUGAGAGGCAAGCCGAGCCUGACUGGAGGGACCUGGUGGGCCUGCUCGGGGCACCCGGAGAGGGGGCCUGGACCCACUCGGAGGAGCCGACGCUCGCCUCCGCUCUUCCGAGGCUGGACUGGGAAGGCCUCCUGGAGCUCCUGCAGGCCCAGCUGCCCCGCCGGGACUCGGCCGGACACUGGGGUGGCCCGGGCACAAUUUCCCCAGGCACGACGGGUACGCUGGAGCUGGAGCCAGAGCGACACACCCAGUCUGAAGGAGGGGCAGGAGCUACCCUAGUCAACGGAUACAGCCCUGGGCAGUGGCCCCAGAGCUCCGCCCAGCCGCCCAGCCCUGCCGGCAUCUCCACCCAGUGGCCAAAGACCAAAGUGACAAGUGGACCAGAGACCUCAACUAUGGCUGGUCUGGAGGAGACAGGCCAGCUGAGGGGCAGGAGCCCUGCAGAGGGCCCCAGCUCGCUACAAUGGGAGUUCCAAUCAAAGGAGCCUGAGGAGUCAGAAGGAAGCAGAGGCCAAGACUCACUGACUGACCAGAAGCAGGCAGACUCGGCAGACAAGAGGCCAGCGGAGGGCAAGGCUGGGAGCCCACUCAAGGGCCGACUGGUGACCUCAUGGCGGAUGCCCGGGGACCGUCCCACGCUGUUCAAUCCGUUCCUGCUGUCUCUGGGGGUCCUCAGGUGGCAAAGGCCCGAUCUGCUCAACUUCAAGAAGGGAUGGAUGUCAAUCUUGGAUGAGCCUGGAGAGUGGAAGAAGCACUGGUUUGUGCUGACCGAUUCAAGCCUCAAGUACUACAGGGAUUCCACUGCUGAGGAGGCAGAUGAGCUGGACGGUGAGAUUGAUCUGCGCUGCUGCACGGACGUCACCGAGUAUGCGGUGCAGCGCAACUACGGCUUCCAGAUCCACACCAAAGAUGCUGUCUAUACCUUGUCGGCCAUGACCUCGGGCAUCCGGAGGAACUGGAUCGAGGCUCUGAGGAAGACUGUGCGUCCAACCUCAGCCCCAGAUGUCACCAAGCUCUCAGACUGCAAUAAGGAGAACACGCUGCACAGCUACGGCACCCCGAAGGGCUCGCUGAAGGCGGGGGAGCAGCGGGCAGGCUCGGAGGUCAUCGGCCGGGGCGGCCCCCGGAAGGCAGACGGGCAGCGGCAGUCACUGGACUACGUGGAGCUCUCCCCGCUGACUCAGGGCUCCCCGCAGCGGGCCCGCACCCCGGCCCGCGCUCUCGACCGCCCGGCCAAGCAGGAGGAGCUGGAGCGGGACCUGGCCCAGCGUUCCGAGGAGCGACGCAAGUGGUUCCAGGCCACGGACAGCAGGGCCACGGAGACACCGGCCGGCGACGGUCCGCGCCGGGGCCUGGGCGCCCCCCUGACUGAGGACCAGCAGAGCCGGCUCAGUGAGGAAAUCGAGAAGAAGUGGCAGGAGCUGGAGAAGUUGCCCCUGCGGGAGAACAAGCGGGUGCCUCUCACCGCCCUGCUCAACCAAAGCCGCGGGGAGCGCCGGGGGGCCCCAAGCGACAGCCACGAGGCACUGGAGAGGGAGGUCCAGUCCCUUCGUGCCCAGCUGGAGGCCUGGCGUCUCCAAGGGGAGGCUCGGCGUCUCCAAGGGGAGGCUCCUCAGGGUGCACCCAAGUGCCAGGAGGACGGCCACAUCCCCCCAGGCUACAUCUCACAGGAGGCGUGCGAGCGCAGCCUGGCGGAGAUGGAGUCUUCGCACCAGCAGGUGAUGGAGGAGCUGCAGCGGCACCACGAGCGGGAGCUGCAGCGGCUGCAGCAGGAGAAGGAGUGGCUCCUGGCCGAGGAGACAGCGGCCACAGCCUCAGCCAUCGAAGCCAUGAAGAAGGCCUACCAGGAGGAGCUGAGCCGGGAACUGAGCAAGACACAGAGUCUCCCGCAGGGCCCGGAUGGCCUCCAGAAACAGCACCAGUCAGAUGUGGAGGCGCUGAAGCGGGAGCUGCAGGUGCUGUCAGAGCAGUACUCGCAGAAGUGCCUGGAGAUUGGGGCCCUGACGCGGCAGGCGGAGGAGCGUGAGCACACGCUGCGGCGCUGCCAGCAGGAGGGCCAGGAGCUGCUGCGCCACAACCAGGAGCUGCACACCCGCCUGUCCGAGGAGAUUGACCGGCUGCGCAGCUUCAUCGCCUCACAGGGCACCGGCAAUGGCUGCGGGCGCAGCAGUGAGCGGAGCUCCUGUGAGCUGGAGGUGCUGCUGCGAGUGAAGGAGAAUGAACUGCAGUACCUGAAGAAGGAGGUGCAGUGCCUCCGGGAUGAGCUCCAGAUGAUGCAGAAGGACAGGCGCUUCACCUCGGGAAGGUACCAGGACGUGUAUGUGGAGCUGAACCACAUCAAGACGCGGUCGGAACGGGAGAUCGAGCAGCUGAAGGAGCACCUGCGCCUCGCCAUGGCCGCCCUGCAGGAGAAGGAGGCCGUGCGCAACAGCCUGGCCGAGUAGAGGUCCUCAUGGUCCAGCCCUGCUGCAGACCCCCAGCCCAAGGGGACCAAUCGCCCUCCUUCCCUGCUGGAUGGACGUCAGAAGCCAAGCUUUCUCCCCACCCUCUGUGGGCCGCACAUGCACUCACACCCACUAUACACACACACACACACACACACACAUGUCCACACACAUACACAUACACACGCACACUCUCUGCGUAUCUGAGCGCGCCCCUAGCACUGGGUCUUACCUUGCACCUUCUUCAGGAUUUUAUAUGUGAAGAGAUUUUUUUUCCUUUUUUUUUUUUCCCCAAACACUUUAUACUUUUUAAAAAGCAAUUCCUAGUGGCGUGUGCCUCUAACACUGGCUCCCCCUGUGUCUCCAGACGCCUGCUUGGGCUCCUGGGCCCACAGCCCGGCCCGGGGUCUAGCGGAGGCCCAGCAGCAGCUACGGCAGGGUUGACUCUGCUGGGAGAGGCCGGGAGCCAGCCACCCUCUUCCUGCCCUACCUCCCACUAACUACUUCCUGCCCUGGGGGGACCCACUCCCUGGGACUCUGGACGGAGGGACAGAUGGACAAAGGGAGCCAGCAGCUGUCCCCAUGGCCCCACCCCCUCCUCUGAGAGGUGCUGGGCAUGGAUCUGCGGGGACCACCCCGUGCAGGCGUUUCUCUCCUGCUCCGUGAGCCUUCGUAACUUAAUAAAAUGUUCCGGCAGC